Molecule: messenger RNA, 3395 nt
Organism: Stegostoma tigrinum
Lineage: Eukaryota; Metazoa; Chordata; Chondrichthyes; Orectolobiformes; Stegostomatidae
Exons: 10
Coding region: 1-843 (280 amino acids)
Source: RefSeq, a predicted model, not a curated record
AUGGACUCCAGCGAGCCCUUACUUACUUUUCGGAAUGAGCGCAGGACCUGGUACUGGAAUCAGUUAUUUCAGCAGAGUGCCGUGGGGGAGUUGGGGGACGGGGUGGUUGACGUUGGCAAAGUAGGCCCAGAGGCAAAAGAUGGCACCUGGGGAUCAGCGACUUUUGUCAUCGGCUGUGCGUCCAGCAGACAUCACAGUAAUAUCGAUGAGGUGGGCCCAGCAGGCAGAGAUGUGGCUCUGAAGUUGGCAGAGAUGGCAGCGAGGCAGAGGAGAAUCAGCCCAGAGAGAGAACCCAAGCCCCAAACCUACAUUCCCAGUGCCAGGAAUGACUUUGGGAAACUGGCACACUGGCUGCUUCAGUUCUCCAGAUUAAGAAAUUUAAUAACGAAAAUUGCUAUUCGUGACAAGGAAUACAGUUUAGAGUCACUAAAUCAAUCACAAAAGGGGAUGCACACUGAAGAGGAUUUGAGUGCAAGGACUUCUGUGCAAGAACAAGGUUGCAUGGGGAAUCCUCAGGCAACUUAUAAUUCUACUCAGGAACUGAUGAUGCAUAAUAAUGGCAUCCAAGGAAAUUUGGAAACAUUUCUCAACUGUCUCCAUGUCGCACUUCAGGAAACCGAUGAUCAGGAUAAGGAAGAGAGCAAUGUUGAUGGUCAUCAGCGAGAGUUCAGCAUGCUUGUGUUGAUUCAUUCCAUGAGGAUAAUUCAGCUGUGUCCUCAUACACCUCGGCAAGAAUACUCGGCUCACUUUGUCCAACUUCUCCAAAAUGCUAUGAGGUCUUUGAAUUACUUGAAUGAACGCAGACGUCGGGUUUGGAAUGAUCCGUAUCCUUCCAUGAACUAGAACAUGAAGCUGACAUCAUGUAACAGUGUUUACAUGCUUUUAACUAAUUUUUUAAAUGUUUUACAGCAUAGAACAACUGUGAACAUGAAAUUUUUAGUUGUGCUUUGAAAAUUUUUUUGACUUAAAUUUCUUUAUACUGUCAACACCAAAGAUGUUUCUAUCUAUAAGCUGCACUGAUUUCAAUCUUGAGCUUUUGUAUCAUUUGUCCUUUGAUAUUAACGUUCUUUCAGUUCGUAUAAGCCCCUGUAAUUGCACAUUAUGUUAGUUGAACAGGGAAUGAUUUUAGACUGAAUGUAACGUUUCACCAAUUUAUCUACCUCCUUCCUGGUGCUUUUUGUAUUUCUCCGUUGCCCUCCACCUCAUCCAUGUUUAGAAGAAUGAAGAGUAUCUCAGAAACACAUAUAAAAUCCUAACAGGAUUAAAAAGGGUAGGUGCAGGAAGGAUGACUGGGCAGACCAGAAACAGGAGUCACAUUUUAAGAAUAAGAGAUGAGCAGUUUACAACAGAGAUGGGGAGGAAUUUCGUUACCCAGACAGUGGUGAGUAUGUGGAAUUCUCUGCUUUAGGAAACAAUUGAGGCCAAAACAUUGAAGACUUUCAAGAAAGUUGUAGAUAUAGUUCUUGAGACUAAAGGGAUCAAAAGGUAUGGGGAGAAAGCAGAAGAGUUAAAUGAUCAGAAAUGGUCACAUUGAACAGCAGAGCCAGCUUGAAGGGCUGAAUGGCCUACUUCUGCUUAUAUAGUCUAUGUUUCUGCCCUCCUAAUGGAUGGAAAUCACCGGACCCAGUGUUGAUUUAAGCCCAGUCCUUCUACCUGAGCCCAGUGGCCCUGUGCCUUAACCAAACAUAGUGAUCCAUCCCCCUCUUGUAACCACAGCACAAUAGGCCGGCAGUUAUUAGGCUGAUACCACCACCUCCACCAAAAUCCCCUCCCUGACAGAGCCCUGGUGCAGACUCCUGCUGCAGGAGUAAGGAAGCUCUACCAUGAUGCCAGUCUGCACAUGUGCAGUUGGUGGGGAGGGGAGGGUGGUUAGGAUGGAAGCAGUGGCGUAGGGCUAAUGUCACUGGAGUGGAAGAAACUCAGGCAAAUGGUGACAUCAGUGUAACUAAUGGGAGUUAAAUUCAAAUACAGGGGGUCCCCAAUUUGUAAACAUCCAUUUUACAAAUGCUCAUACUUACAAACAUCAUCCCAUACACAGGGGUGUAGUUUUAAAGAUCCAACGUGCAAAUGUUUCCUGCACUUACGAACAGCUAUUUUAUCAAGGACUGCACUGUGUUUCAACUUAUGUGCCCAGUGACUUGCAGACCCAGGGACUGUCCGUAAUACAGUUUGAAACUGAAAGCUAGACUUAGCAAUGGUGACCACGAGGCUAUGAUCAAUUGUUGUGAAAACCCAUCUGGUUCACUAAUGCUGUUUAGGAAAGGAACUGUGCCUGGUUUGGACUACAAGUGUCUCCAGGUCCACAACAAUGUGGUUGGCUCUGAAAUGGCCUGACAAGUAUCAAAAAUAGGAGUAGGCUAUUUUACCCUUUAAAUCUUUUCCACCAUUCAAUAUGAUCAUGGCUGAUCAUCCAACUCAGUCCCUUGUUACAGUUUUCUCCUUCCCUUUAGCCCAAAGUACUUUAUCUAACCCCUUGUUGAAAACAUUCAGUGCCUUGGCCUCAACUGCUUUCUAUGACUGUGAAUCCCACAGGCUCACCACUCUCUGGGUGAAAACAUUUGUCCUCAUCUCGGUCCUAAAUGGCCCGCCUCACACUCCUAGCCAUCAGGAGCAUCCUUCCUGCAUGUGGGAAAUAAAUGCUAGUCUUGACCUCCCCAUCCCUUGGGGGGGAAAAAAUGAAGCAUUGCUGCUCUCCUGACUCACCAACUCAUUCCCCGCUGCAAACACAGCUCCAGAGGGGGCCAAGGAAUUUAAUAAACAUUAUCGAGGGCUUUCGGAAAAUACAUCGCUACCUCAUCCAAUUGGACAUUCAUCACACUAAUCCAUAUCAGAGUGCAACUGUGGAAGGCAUCACAGUCAGGCAAUUCUGUUCUAGCUCUUGGGACAUGUUUGUUGCUAAAUUUGUUGGGGGGUGGAAUUGGAGUGGGUUGGGUGGGUGAUGGGGUGACAUUUAAUUGGCAUUAAUGCAGGCAACACCCUUGUGUCUGUCCUUAAAAGUUACUCAUAGCCCAUUUCUUACAUUAAAACAGUUUCAAAACUAUUUUGAAAAAAUUGGAGUUUGCAUUCUAAAUAAAUCACACUACAAUGCACCUUUACCAUUUUGUUUUGAUAUCUUCAAAUCUGUCCCACAGUUGCACAGCAAACCCAGAUGAAUGUCUCCUCAUAGAACUCUCCACUGGAGAAAACAGACAGUUUUCCAAUUAACUGCUCACCAAAUGUGACAAGAGUGUAUGUACCAUACAGUCUCAAUAUUUGUACUGAGCAAAAUUAAUGUCCUUUUAAAGUAAUUUGUUGUUAAAAUGCUGCUAAGGAAAAUGAUACAAAUGCUGAAGAGAAUUUGUAAAAUCAUGUCUAUUUUUCUGUUUCUGUCUUGAUACCUAUUUAUUCAGAUAAAU